AUGGUGUUCUUAUACCCGGACCCCAAUGGGGCCAAUGCUAACCAGGACACUCAUCGCUUAGGUGACUCGGAUAUCGAGAUGAAUUAUUCUUAUCCCGGUGUUAAGACAGUAACGGUGAACACCAACACCUGCGGAACAGCCCACCAUUUUCUCAGAGUUUUGAACGACGCCAUCGACAGUGCGCCUUGCAAAGUCAAGGCAUUGGUUUUAAGGAAUAUGAGCAGCUCAUUUGGCGAAUGUUACCCGCAAGAGUUUCUUGAAGUUGCCCUUAAGUUCUGCCAACAGAGGCGCAUCCACUUCAUCUCCGACGAAGUCUAUGCCCUCACAUCUUUCUCUUGUGCAGAAAUAUCGGACCCCGUUCCGUUUGUCUCAGCUUUAGCUUUAAAUGCGCGGGCUUUGGGGUGUGAUCUAUCGAGGAUUCACACUAUAUGGAGUAUUAGUAAGGAUUUUGGAGCAACCGGUGUUCAAGUGGGCUGUACGGUAUCACAAGGCAACAAAGAACUUAUCCGUGGGCUUAUCAACACACCAGAUUCCCGAAUAACACCAGCAUCAUUGGCGUUUGCAACCUCUCUCCUCUCCAGCCCCAGGCUACCCAUCUUGAUUGCUCUCAACUCUGCCGGCCUAGCCGAAUGCUAUAUGCUCAUCACCUCUUUCUUUGUGCGACAUGGUAUCAAAUAUAUCCCCGUUAAUGCAGGCCUAAGCAUAUUCGCCCGUCUUGCACCCAACGCAAGGUCGCGGGACGAGGAAAUGGAGAUCGUACAGCACCUGAAAAACGCAGGUGUCGUGGUCAACAAUGCUGGAGGAAGUUUUCAUAAGACCUUUAAGGAGAAAGGAUGGGUACGGAUGUCCUUCUCCAUUGAACCAAAUCAGUUGCAUGAAGCCCUAACCCGCAUCGAACUUGCUUUGGGAUUGGGACUGAGAUGA
Trichophyton benhamiae CBS 112371 is the source of this 924-nucleotide messenger RNA. RefSeq lists its product as uncharacterized. Gene Ontology annotation, molecular function: pyridoxal phosphate binding; transaminase activity. Lineage: Eukaryota; Fungi; Ascomycota; Eurotiomycetes; Onygenales; Arthrodermataceae. Gene Ontology annotation, biological process: biosynthetic process; amino acid metabolic process. The record is from RefSeq and is a predicted model, not a curated record. The transcript has 3 exons. Bases 1 to 924 code for a protein of 307 amino acids.